This is a messenger RNA of Dalotia coriaria, 2034 nucleotides long. Its product is annotated as ribosomal L1 domain-containing protein 1-like. The record is from RefSeq and is a predicted model, not a curated record. Lineage: Eukaryota; Metazoa; Arthropoda; Insecta; Coleoptera; Staphylinidae. Bases 341 to 1960 code for a protein of 539 amino acids. The transcript is spliced from 2 exons.
UGAGUUAGUUCACUUGCGUUUAUUUAUCUCUGAAUUGUUUUUUGUGUUGUUAUUGUUGUUCGCAUCUUUUAUUAGUAAAGAGAAUGUUGAUAACACUGCAUAGAGAUCAUAACAAAACUGCGCAAAACUUGAAGAUCUGCAGUUUCAAGCGUCACUCAUGCCAUCUACUGGUCCCUUUUCUUGGCGGCAUUAACCAACAAAUAAACGGUAAUCAUACAGCACGUGUUUCCCGCAUCGUUCUUUUCUCCGUUGGCCUUAGAGUGGUUUGUUACCAUUAAGAUUACUGACUAGUCCGUCAUUGUUUUUAAGGUGUACACAAAAUAUUUUCGAUUCGGUAAUCAUGGCGAAAGAUAAAAAAACCAAACUGGGUCUUGUUGUUGCGCGCAAAUCAAUGUCACUCGUUAAAAAGCCGAAGAAAAGUAAGGGCGCGAAUUCAAAUUUGCAAAGUCCCAACGUGUCACAAGAUAUGAUACCACAAACGGUCGAAGAUAACGGCGAGAAUGCUGAGCUUCAAAGAAACUUUGUUGAAAAAGCGGUUGCACGUUGCUUGACAGAAUCUGAAACCCAAACUGAUAGUAAGGAACUUUUUGAUGAUGAUAAAGUCAUUUUCUUGCAAAUCCAAGCUGGUAAAAUUCCAAAAUGUCCGACCAAAACUUUGAACAUCAAACUGCAGCACAGUAUCCUGCCCAAACAACAUGAUAUUUUGCUUAUAUCACCAGAUCUGGAUCCAAAAACUGAUCAUGAAAAGACUAUUGAGCAUUACAGAGAAAUUCUGGAUAAGCAUGACAUCACUGAUGUCAAAGAUAUCAUUCCAUUGCAUCAGUUGAGGCAGGAAUACACUGAGUAUGAAAUGCAGAAUAGGUUGAUGGGAUUGUAUGAUCUUAUUAUAGCAGAUGGAUCAGUGGAUGGCUAUGUGAGGAAACUGCUUGGAAGCACAAUGGGAAAGAAGAACAAACCCUACAGUACCAUCAAAUUGAAUGCAAGCAAUCUUCCCAAAUUGUUUGAUGAAGUUCUCACCCAAAGCUUCUUGAAAAUACAAAGUGCAGGUGAUAACUUUUCAAUGAAGAUUGGGCACACUGGCAUGGAGGAAGAGCAGUUGGUGGAUAAUAUUAUGGCUGUUGCUGAGGGACUCAAGCAGAAGUUUCCUGGUGGCUUUGCUUACAUAAAAGGUCUUUUCUUGAAAACAGCUAAAGGAAAAUCAGUGCAGUUCUAUCUUUCUAGUGCAAAUAUCAGUUCUAUGAAAACUCCUGUAGUCAAAACAGAAACCCCCAAGGUUUCAGUUAAGGACGAGUUGUCUACUGAAAUGGACGCCAAGGUAACUGUGAAGGCAAGCGGAGAAGUCGUAGUGCACAAAAGGGAGAACGUCGAUGAGGAAUUAGCCGCGGCAGCUUGGGAUAAUAAACCGACUCGCGCCCGGAAGGAACCCGAACGCCUGCAGUUUGAUCGCACACCCAAACGUAAAUAUUUGAAGAAAUCCACCGACAAAGAGAAUAUCGGCGAUGAUGAUAAGAAAAAAAAUGGCGCUUCGAAAAAGAAGAAAGCUGAGGCGCCGUUAAAGGAGGCCCUUGAGAAUAAAAAAGGUAAAAAGAAGGCAGUAAAAGCCGAACCGCAGGAGGAUGUCACAAAGGCUGGCAAGCCAAAGCAAGGAAAGAAGCCUAAUAAUGCAGUAACAGUAAAAAAAGAACCAAAUUCAAAACCCGCUUCGAAAAAAACAUUAAAAAAAGUCAAUUCACAAGAGGCAGGUUCCUCUGAGGAAAAACCUGCGAUUGUCACGGAAAAUAAGCCGAAAGUACCGAAGAAGCGUAAAAAUAACGCAGGUGAAACCGGUGAUGCAGUGCCACCGAAAAAGGCUUCGCCAACGCAAAAAGUAGCAGCAGUUAAAAAUGCAAAAAAAGCGCCCAACAAAAAGCAAAAACCUACUGCAGCCAAAACUUCAGAAAAUACCCCAAUUCUUGUUUAGACUAUUAGAAUGAUAUAAAUGUGUAAAACCAAUUCUAUGUAAAACAUUUGAUUAAUAAAUAUUUUGAAAUUUAA